This is a messenger RNA of Coffea arabica (coffee), 3211 nucleotides long. Its product is annotated as probable alpha,alpha-trehalose-phosphate synthase [UDP-forming] 11. Gene Ontology annotation, molecular function: trehalose-phosphatase activity. Gene Ontology annotation, cellular component: cytosol. The record is from RefSeq and is a predicted model, not a curated record. Gene Ontology annotation, biological process: trehalose biosynthetic process. NCBI's taxonomy places the organism in Eukaryota, Viridiplantae, Streptophyta, Magnoliopsida, Gentianales, Rubiaceae.
UUCUUCACUUGUACCAUAUAUUAUUUAGCUGAGAAGAUUUUUCCCAAACCUUCCUUUUUAACUCUUGGAUGAAAAUUCCGUAUAAUAACUCUUGCAUUCAUAUAUUCAUGAAGUACCAUAUCCUUUUCGUUUGCAAUACUCAUCGAUAGAGAAGAAUCCCCCCUCAGCCUCCGUAGCUAUAUAACAGCAAGAUAGUAGAAUUUUUUUUUUCUUUUUUUCAUUGCAUAGCCACCAACCCUUUUAUUUCUAUACUUUGAUUGAGCCUUGUUCUAGUGUUUCUUGGCCGAAAAACAAGAUUUUGUUUGUGGGAUUUUCUUUUCUUUUCGCUUCUCAUUAUGCUGUCAAGAUCUUGUUUCAAUCUUCUCAAUCUUGAAGAUUAUUCACGUGCUGCUGAUCGGACUAGAUUACCAAGAGUCAUGACUGUUCCUGGGAUUAUAUCAGAUUUUGAUGAUGACAGCGUUAAUGUUGCUGACGAUCAAAAGUCUGAGUUGUCUGAGACAACUGUUUCAUCGGUGAAUCAGGAAAGGAGGAUCAUUGUGGCUAACCAGUUACCAGUCAAGGCUUAUAGGGAUGAAAGUAAGAAUGGACAAAAGUGGUGCUUUGAUUGGGACAAAGAUGCCUUGGUUUUGCAACUCAAGGAUGGAUUCCCUGCUGAUGUUGAAGUUGUUUAUGUCGGGUGUUUGAACGUGCCGGUUGAUCCGGUGGAGCAAGAAGAAGUCGCUCAACUACUGCUGGAUAAGUUUAGGUGUGUGCCUACUUUUUUACCAGUGGAUUUAAUGAACAAGUUUUAUCAUGGGUUUUGUAAGCAUUACCUUUGGCCUUUGUUUCACUAUAUGUUGCCUGUUACAUCUAGUUAUGGGGUCAGGUUUGAUAGGAGUAUGUGGCAGGCAUACGUGUCAGCAAAUAAGAUUUUUGCUGAUAAAGUGAUGGAGGUGAUCAAUCUCGACGAGGAUUAUGUGUGGAUACAUGAUUAUCACCUCAUGGUUUUGCCGACUUUUUUAAGGAAAAGGUUUCAUCGUUUAAAGCUUGGAUUUUUCUUGCAUAAUACUUUCCCAUCUUCUGAAAUUUUUAGGACAAUGCCUGUUAGGGAGGAGAUUUUGAGGGCCUUGUUGAACUGUGAUCUUAUUGGUUUUCAUACAUUUGAUUAUGCUAGGCAUUUCUUGUCUUGUUGUAGUAGAAUGUUGGGAUUGGAUUAUCAGUCAAAAAGGGGCUACAUUGGGCUUGAUUAUUAUGGUAGAACUGUGAGUAUUAAAAUCCUCCCUGUUGGUAUCCAUAUGGGACAGCUUGAGUCUGUCUUGUCACUGCCAGACACUGCCGAAAAGGUUAAGGAGCUGAGGGAAAAAUAUGAGGGGAAAAUUGUGAUGUUAGGGGUUGAUGAUAUGGAUAUGUUUAAGGGUAUUGGCUUGAAAUUUAUGGCUAUGGGACAGUUGUUAGAUUACCAUCCUAGAUAUAGGGGAAAGGUGGUCUUGGUUCAAAUUAUGAAUCCUGCGAGGAGUCAGGGCAAUGAUAUCCAAGAGGUUCAAAAUGAGAUCAGUAGAGUUGCUAGUGAAAUUAACCACCGGUACGGGGAGCCAGGAUAUGAGCCCAUUGUCUGUGUCAGUGGCUCAGUUUCAACCCAGGAUAAGGUUGCAUAUUAUGCUGUGUCUGAGUGUGUUGUGGUGAAUGCUGUAAGGGAUGGUAUGAAUUUGGUGCCUUAUAACUAUACAGUGUCUAGGCAGGGUAGCUCCUAUAUGGACAAGGCAUUGGGGCUUGAAUCUGCAGCACCUAGAAAGAGCGUAAUCAUUGUCUCAGAAUUCAUUGGAUGUUCUCCAUCUCUGAGUGGCGCAAUCCGGGUUAAUCCUUGGAACAUUGACAGUGUGGCUGAUGCAAUGCAUUUGGCAGUUACAAUGCCAGAUGCUGAGAAGGAAAUGCGCCAUGAAAAGCAUUAUAAGUACAUCAAAUCCCAUGAUGUAGCUUAUUGGGCUAGGAGUUUCAAUCAGGACCUCGAAAGAGCCUGUUCCGAGCAUUAUCUCAAGAGGUGUUGGGGCAUUGGCUUUGGUUUUGGUUUCAGGGUUGUUGCUUUGGGUCCUAAUUUCCGGAAGCUUUCUGUGGAGCAUAUUGUCUCUGCUUAUAACAGGACUUCAAGUCGGCUUAUACUGCUGGAUUAUGAUGGUACAGUGAUGCCUCAGGAUACAGUGGAUAAAAGUCCUAGUGAUGAAGUUAUUGCAGUCUUGAAUAGUUUGUGCAGUGAUCCAAAAAAUAUUGUGUUCAUUGUGAGUGGCAGAGGAAAAGAUUCUCUGAGCAAAUGGUUCUCUCCAUGUCAGAAGCUUGGUCUAUCUGCGGAACAUGGUUGCUUUACUCGGUGGACAAAGGAUUCCCCAUGGGAGUCUUGCAUAGAAGCGUUGGACUUAGACUGGAAGAAGAUAGCAUUACCUGUGAUGGAGCACUACACAGAAGCAACUGACGGUUCUUCCAUUGAGCAGAAGGAAAGUGCCAUCGUGUGGCACCACCAAGAAGCUGAUCCAGACUUUGGCACAUGGCAAGCAAAGGAGCUUCUUGAUCACUUGGAGGGCGUGCUCGCAAAUGAUCCCGUGGUGGUUAAAAGAGGCCAGCAUAUUGUUGAGGUGAAACCACAGGGCGUAAGCAAAGGUGUCGUCGUUGAGAAACUCAUUGCAACCAUGAGUGGUAGAGGAAAGCCUCCAGAUUUUGUGUUGUGCAUUGGGGAUGAUAGAUCAGAUGAAGACAUGUUUGAGAGCGUUGCUUGCUCGGUUGCCAAACAUUCCUUGCCUGAUAAAGCAGAAGUGUUUGCCUGCACUGUUGGCCAGAAACCAAGUAUGGCAAAAUACUAUCUUGAUGAUACUUCUGAAGUCAUCAAAAUGCUUCAAGGCGUCUCAGUGGCAUCAGCACAUCUGCUGCCAAAGCCCUCCCAUCAUCAGGUCUCAUUCGAACGACUUCUUUGAGGAUCGACCAGGGACUUGGAUGUCUAAAGUUCUGCUUUUCCUUGUGAAUUGCCUGUACAGGCACUCAUCUAGAGCUAGAGAAUACAGCUUUGUACAGAAAAAAGUACAUUCAAUUAGGUAAUCCUAAAGCCAAUAGCAGGAAAGUUAACCAUACUUGGAAAUCAAUUUUCCCAUCCUUCAAUGUGAUGAAAUGCACUAGCGUUGUGCUUGACCUGUAGGAAUUGACUUAUUAAUCUCUCUUCAGUCAAGUACUCCAUUUUUUUUUUCUGUUU